AUGGAAAGGACACCUGAGGGACGCCGAUACGACGGAGAAGGCUUUCUUUCAGUGACAGAUGGAACUCGAAAGAAGCGCCGUGGAUACGAUGGAUCUCCUAUCCCGUCUACGAACGAGUACUGUGCGAAUCCAUGGACCUACAAUGAUUACACCGUCGGUGUGGUGUGCGCAAUGGGUUUUGAGAUGAGCGCUGUCCGCUACAUGCUCGACGACGAACAUCCUCGUUUGCCCACCAAGCAAGGCGAUUCAAACCUAUAUGUCCUCGGCGAACUCAGUGGUCACAAUGUCGCGAUUGCCUGUCUUCCAGGUACCCAAGGGAAAGGGGCCGCGGCAAUCGUCGCUAACAAUAUGCAACGUACGUUCCCAUCAAUCAAAUGGCGACUUCUGGUGGGUAUCGGAGGUGGAGUGCCGAGCCUAACACACGACAUCCGCCUCGGUGAUAUUGUUGUGAGUAUGCCCGAGGGCCCAUUCGGUGGAGUAGUUCAAUAUGACCUAGGGAAGGAUGUAGAGGAUGGCUUCACCCUUAAAGGAUUUCUCUGGCCACCCCCUCCCAUCUUGAGGAGUGCAGUGGAGGUGAUGCGAUCCGAUCACCUGACCCAAUCGAACAAAGUUAACACCUUCCUGUCAGAAAUUCUGCAAAAAUGGCCUGGCCUCGCAGAUUACCGACGGCCGUCAGCAGAUUCGGAUGUGCUCUUCCAACCGGAUUAUCCUCAUGUACCUGAUCAGGCCACAUGUAGGAGAUGUGAAAGGGCUCAAAUUGUGGAUCGACCUGCACGUGGAUCUGAUAAUCCUAAGAUUCAUUAUGGAUUAAUUGCGUCCGGGGAUAGAGUAAUGAGGAGCGCUAUGAAGCGGAACAAGACUGGUCGAGACAUAGGCGACAUCCUCUGCUUCGAAAUGGGCCAAGCAGCUGGCAUCAUGACGGAGUUUCCAUGCAUUGUCAUUCGCGGCAUCUCCGAUUAUGCAGACUCUCAGAAGAGUGAUAUAUGGCAGCACUAUGCUGCGGCGGCGGCAGCAGGGUGCGCGAAGGAGCUCCUUUCGUACCUGGACCCAGAGGAUCGUCAAGUCCCGCCAAGAUUAACCCUUCGGCAGCCGUUGGACGGCGGAUUCAACACUAGCUGUGGACUGCCUGGAAGUACUAACGUAUCUACACCUCGCGAGGGUUCCCCUGCCCAACGAAGCACAGUCUCAGGCCAGCAUCGGAGGGGUGGAAUCCCGUCCCUCAGUGAAGAGCAUAAACGGAUGCUUCUAGACUCAUUGAAAUUUGACCAGAUUGAUGCUCGCCAGAUGACCAUCAAAAAAGCACACGCAAAGACGUGCAGAUGGCUCCUGAGUAAGCCGGAGUACCUUGACUGGCUUGAUAACACCAAGCUCGGCGAACAUCACGGCUUCUUGUGGAUGAAGGGAAAGCCCGGGACUGGCAAGUCGACAAUAAUGAAAUUUGCCCUUGCGAAUGCCCGGAAAACGAUGAAGGACAGGAUAAUCAUGUCUUUCUUCUUCAACGCACGAGGAGAGGACUUGGAAAAGUCUACGGUUGGAAUGUAUCGAGCCUUGUUGUCAGAAGUUCUUGAACGAGUCCCAGAACUUCACUGUGUCUUCGACACCCUUGAGUUCAGGACGUGGAACAGCGGUGGAUAUCACCAGUGGGGUAUUGAGUUGCUGAAAGAUUUAUUCGAACAAGCAAUACUACGCCUUGAACAGUCUUCCAUAGUGUGUUUCAUUGACGCCUUGGAUGAAUGUGCGGAACAUCAAGUGCGUGACAUGAUAUCGUUUUUCGAACAUGUCGGCGAACUCACUGUCGGUGCUGGAAUUCACUUCCGAGUCUUAUUUUCCAGCAGACACUACCCACAUAUCUCUAUAAAGAGAGGACUGGAGUUGGUCCUAGAGGGCCAAGAAGGCCACAUCCAAGACAUUACCAAUUACGUGAAUAGUGAGCUGAAAAUUGGGAAGAGCAACCUCGCCAUGCAGAUCAGGGGUGAGCUUCAAGAGAAAGCCUCCGGAGUUUUUAUUCACAAUAGAAAUGAGUUACUGUUGUGCAUUCAAUGGGUACUCUUUGCGAGGCUGCCUUUGAAACCGGAGGAAUUGUACUUUGCUAUUCUUUCCGGCAUUGAGCCAGGAGCUUUAACAGAGUGGGAUACCGAUGUGAUCACAAUUGAUGUCAUCAAGAGAUUCAUCCUCAAUUCAUCCAAAGGACUUGCUGAAAUCACACACUCCAAGGCUCCGACGGUCCAGUUCAUUCACGAGUCAGUUAGAGACUUUCUUCUCAAGGAGAACGGGCUCUGCAAAAUCUGGCCUGACCUUGGAAGCAACUUGCAAGGACAAAGCCAUGACCAACUUAAGCAGUGCUGCCUUACUUAUAUGAACGUCGACGUCUCUAAACAUGUUGAUCUCAGUGAGCCACUAGCGAAAGCAUCUUCCACGGAAGCUGCAACCCUCCGCGAGUCCGUUGCUAAAGCGUUUCCAUUUCUGGAGUAUGCCGUACGCAACGUGCUGUACCACGCUGAUGCUGCUGAAGGUAGUGGUAUUGCUCAAGGAGAUUUUAUCCAGGGCUUCAAGCUCCCCUAUUGGGUUCAACUCGACAAUCUAUUCGAAAAACACGAAGUACGCCGGCAUACACAAAAUGUGAGUCUACUGUAUAUCUUAGCGGAGAGCAAUCUGUCGAACCUCAUCAGAGUUCACCCCUCUAUCCUAUCCUGUCUUGAUGCGGAAGGAGAGCGCUACAAGUUUCCGUUUUUCGCGUCCCUUGCUACUGGGAGCGGGAAAGCGGUCCGAACAUUUCUGCAAGCCUAUGCGGCGAACACGCCCCCGGAAAGUCGACUGCGUGAGCUGUGCAACAAGUAUUGCCAGGACGGAAGCAGAAACCCUAGCCUGGGACGUGAUUUCAGAUUCUCAAACAGGAGGACCAUCCUUUCAUAUAUAACAGAGCUUGGCGACGAGGUAAUAUUUGAUUUUUUCCUCGAAACAGGGAAAUUUAUGCCGGACUCCAAGGACAAAGAUGGGCGGACACCACUGUCAUUGGCAGCAGCAAAGGGAAAUGAGGCAAUAGUCAACCUUCUACUAGCAACAAACCGAGUUGAUCUAAACUCCAAGGAUGAAGAGGGGUGGACACCGCUUUCAAGGGCAAUAAUAGCUGGAAAUGAGGCAAUAGUUAACCUGCUACUAGCAACAAACCGAGUUGAUCUGAACACCAAGGACAAAGAUGGGUGGACACCGCUGUCACACGCAGCAAAAUACGGAUAUGAGGCAAUAGUCAACCUGCUACUAGCAACAAACCAUGUUGAUCCAGACACCAAGGACGAAGAUGGGCGGACACCACUGUCAUGGGCAGCAGUGCAUGGAAACGAGUUGUUCAUUGCUGUUAGGAGCAUGAUCCGUGUCUUCGACGAAGCAACCUGCCAGUCUAUGGUCAACCGUGGUUCGUUCGCGCGCUCGGGAAUUUCCUCCGUUGCUGGCGCUGACAUCGUCGUAACAACGUCAACAGACUACCAAAGUCAAGAAUCUAUUGCGCUUCAGGCUAUCAUUCAAAGCAACCGCCUAGGCCGACAACGGGUCGAAAGACAAUCACUCUAA
Molecule: messenger RNA, 3567 nt
Organism: Aspergillus viridinutans
Lineage: Eukaryota; Fungi; Ascomycota; Eurotiomycetes; Eurotiales; Aspergillaceae
Product: Pfs, NB-ARC and Ankyrin domain protein
Exons: 3
Coding region: 1-3567 (1188 amino acids)
Biological process (GO): nucleoside metabolic process
Molecular function (GO): catalytic activity; protein binding
Source: RefSeq, a predicted model, not a curated record